Molecule: messenger RNA, 465 nt
Organism: Pseudonaja textilis
Lineage: Eukaryota; Metazoa; Chordata; Lepidosauria; Squamata; Elapidae
Source: RefSeq, a predicted model, not a curated record
AUGAGCGAUGGGGCCAGGCGCGCCCUCCUCCUGGGCGAGCCCGGCGGCCCCUUCGAGCGGGCGCGGGGCAAGGAGAGCGCCAAGGGACGAGGCGGAGGAGGAGGAGGAGGAGGAGGAGGAGGAGGAAGCGGCGGAGAGCCGAGGGACUUGGCGGCGGGGACGUCGGCUUCCAGCGGCCCUUCCCAAGAGGGCGCUUCGGAGAGCGGCAACCAGUCCCCCGCGGGCGAAACGGAUUAUUGCCGCCGGAUCCUGGUACGAGAUACGAAAGGGACUAUCCGGGAGAUUGUCCUUCCCAAAGGCCUGGAUCUGGACCGGCCCAAGAGGACUCGGACCUCCUUCACCGCAGAACAACUGUAUCGUCUGGAGCUGGAAUUCCAGCGGUGCCAGUAUGUCGUGGGCAGAGAAAGGACGGAAUUAGCCAGGCAGCUCAACCUUUCAGAAACCCAGCUGAUCCUUGCCACAUAG